AUGUCUUCGUUCCAGGUGGUGGGCUCUUCGCCCACCAGUGGCAUUGGUGUCAUGGAAACAUCAAACUUUGCUCAUGUUAUCUUCCAGAACGUUAGGAAGAGCUUCCUGCCCCAGGAGGCACUGGAGUGUCGCUACACCCUCACCUCCUACAUCACCCCCAACCCCAAAGACUGGGUGGGCAUCUUUAAGGUGGGUUGGAACACAGCGAGGGAUUACUACACCUUCCUGUGGUCUCCUAUGCCGGAAAACUACCAACCUGGAAGCACUGUACACAGGGCUGUGGUGUUCCAAGGGCACUAUGUUCCCAAGAGUGACGGGGAGUUCUAUCAGCUCUGUUACGUCACGCACAUGGGUGACAUCAGAGGCGCCAGCACGCCUUUCCUGUUUCGCCCAGCCACGCCCACCGAGGACUGUCUCACCGUUACCGAGGACGACAACAACUCAGACAUACUGGUGGUGACCACCAAGAGCAGUGUGCUGGAGAGGGGGGAAUUCUCUUCCCCUCUUUCCUCUCCCUUCCUCUCCCCACCUCUCCUCUUCUUUCCUCUCUUUCUCCUCUCCCUCUCCUCUUCAUUCUUCUCUUCCCCCCUCUCCUCUCCUCUCCCUUCCCUUCCUCUCUCUCCCCCCGCUCCUCUCUUCCCCCUCUCCUCUCCCCUCCUCUUCCUUCCUCUCUUCUCCCUUCCUCUCCUCUUCCUUCUUAUCUUCCCCCCUCUCCUCUCCCUUCCUCUUCUCUUCAUUCUUCUCUUCCCUCCUCUCCCUUCCUCUCCUCUCCCUUCCUCUCCUCUCCCUUCCUUUCCUCUUCCUUCUUCCCUUCCUCCCCUCUCCCUUCCUCUCCUUUUUCUUAUUCCCUUCCUCCCCUCUCCCUUCUUCUCUUCCCUCCUCUCCCUUCCUCUCCUCUCCUCUCCCUUCCUCUCCUCUCCCUUCCUUUCCUCUUCCUUCUUCCCUUCCUCCCCUCUCCCUUCCUCUCCUUUUCCUUAUUCCCUUCCUCCCCUCUCCCUUCCUCUCCUUUUCCCCCUCUCCCUUCCUCUUCUCUUCCCCCCUCUUCUCUUCCCCCUCUCCCUUUCUCUCCUUUCCCCCCCUCUCCCUUCCUCUUCUUUUCCCCCCCUCUCCCUUCCUCUUCUUUUCCCCCCUCUUCUCUUCUCCCUCUCCCUUCCUCUUCUCUUCCCCCUCUCCCUUCCUCUCCUUUUCCUUCUUCCCUUCCUCCCCUCUCCCUUCCUCUCCUUUUCCCCCUCUCCCUUCCUCUUCUCUUCCCCCCUCUUCUCUUCCUCCUCUCCCUACCUCUUCUCUUCCCCCCUCUUCUCUUCCCCCUCUCCCUUUCUCUCCUUUCCCCCCCUCUCCCUUCCUCUUCUCUUCCCUCCUCUCCUCUUCCUUCCUCUCUUCACCCCUCUCCCUUCAUCUUCCUUCCUCUCUUCCCCUCUCCUCUCCCUUCCUCCCUUAUUCUCUUCCCCCCUUUCCUCUCCCUACCUCUCUUCCUUCUUCUCCCCUCUCCUCUUCUUUCCUCUCUUUCUCCUCUCCCUCUCCUCUUCCUUCUUCUCUUCCCCCCUCUCCUCUCCCAUCCUCUCUCUCCCCCCGCUCCUCUCUUCCCCCUCUCAUCUUCCUUCCUCUCUUCACCCCUCUCCCUUCCUCUUCCUUCCUCUCUUUCCCUCUCCUCUCCCUUCCUCCCUUAUUCUCUUCCCCCCUUUCCUCUCCCUUCCUCUCCUCCUUCUCCCCCCCUCUCCUCUUCCUUCCUCUCUUCACCCCUCUCCCUUCCUCUUCCUUCCUCUCUUCCCCUCUCCUCUUCUUUCCUCUCUUUCUCCUCUCCCUCUCCUCUUCCUUCUUCUCUUCCCCCUCUCCUCUCCCAUCCCCUCUUUCCCCCCGCUCCUCUCUUCCCCCUCUCCUCUUCCUUCCUCUCUUCCUCUCCUAUCCGUCCUCUCUUCCCCCUCUCCUCUUUCUUCCUCUCCCUUUAUUUCCUCUUCACCCCUUUCCUCUCCUCUCUUCCUCUCUUUCUCCUCUCCUCUCCCUCUUCUCUUCCUUCUUCUCUUCCCCCCUCUCCUCUUUCUUCCUCUCCCUUCCUCUCUCUCCCCCCACUCCUCUCCCUUCCUCUCCUCUCCCCUCCUCUUCUCUCCCUUCCUCUCCUCUUCCGUCCUCUCUUCCCCCUCUCCUCUUCCGUCCUCUCUUCCCCCUCUCCUCUCCUUUCCUCUCUUCACCCCUCUCCCUUCCUCUCCUCUUCCGUCCUCUCUUCCCCCUCUCCUCUCCUUUCCUCUCUUCACCCCUCUCCUUUCCUCUCCUCUUCCUUCCUCUCCUCUCCCUUCCCUUCCCCUCCCUUUCUUUCCUCUCUUCCCCCCUCACCUCCCCCUUCCUCUCUUCUCUUCCCCUUUCCUCUCUUCCCCUCUCCCCUCCUGUGGUGAGCAGCAGCGUGUAGAGGAGGCGCAGCAGGAGCGCAGGGAGCUGUUGAAGAGAUUACAUCACCUUCAGAAGGAGAAACAGCAGCUGCAGGAGGAGCACAGGAGGCUGCACAGAGAGAGAGAGCAGGAGAGGGAGACCUGCUACCUUCUACGCACGCACAACCAGGCUGAGAUGGGUCGUCUGAGGGAGCAGCUUCGCCAGUGUGAGGAGCAGCUCCAGGCGUCUCGCCAGCAGGCCGCCAUGUUGACGUCGGAACUCCGUGACUCAGCGAAUGCCCGCGAUCGCACCAUGACCGAGCUGUACUGUGCCCACCUAGAGGCCAACGCCCUCCGUGCCAGCCUGGCCGAUGCCCAGGCCGAAUGCCGGAGGAUGGAGAAGCAGCUGGACCACAUGAGGACCACCCCCCAACAGGAAGUGGGUGUGGGGACCUCCAGUGAGGGGGGGUGUGUGGUGUCUGAGGCAGAGGCUGAGCUACAGAGAGAAAUGGAGGAGCUGAAGCUGCGUCUCCAUAUGGCCGCUGAGCACUACAAGGAGAAGUACAGGGAGUGUCAGCGGCUCCGUAGGCAGGUGGCCAAGAUCAGCGAGGCCCAGGGGGAGGUCAAGAGAAACGCUGCCACUGAGACGGCACAGGAGCCACUGACACCCAGUCCAGAGUCACCUACAGCAGGCAAUCUGUCUGCAACUGUGCUGAGAGGAGACAGUGAGAGGCCGGUAGUAGUCCCUAACCGGCGUGACAAAAACAGGGAACACACACACACUUACGCACAGACCAACACACACACCAACACAUUCUCCGGCAUGGAGACCAUGAGAGCUGGGGUGAAAGAGUGGAAGGGGCGGAAUAAGGAAGAGAUGGAAAGAGAAGUGAGUGGAGAGGAGGAAGGGAAAGAAGAUGGGAGUGUGGAAGAGGAGAGGAAGGAGGACAGGAGUGGAGGAGAGGAGAGGAAGGAGGACAGGAGUGGAGGAGAGGAGAGGAAGGAGGACAUGAGUGGAGGAGAGGAGAGGAAGGAGGACAGGAGUGGAGGAGAGGAGAGGAAGGAGGACAGGAGUGAAGGAGAGGAGAGGAAGGAGGACAGGAGUGAAGGAGAGGAGAGGAAGGAGGACAGGAGUGGAGGAGAGGAGAGGAAGGAGGACAUGAGUGAAGGAGAGGAGAGGAAGGAGGACAUGAGUGAAGGAGAGGAGAGCAUGAAGAUGGAGAGUUGGGUGGAGGUGGAGAAGGAGAGGAAGAGUGCUGAAGAGGUGGAUGAGAGGAGUGUGGAGGAUGAGGGGAAGACUGCGGAAGAGGUAGAGAAAGAACAGACUCGUUCGGUGGAGGAAGAGCUGGCGAGGAUGGAGGAGAAGUGGGCGGAGCAGUGUGCUAUCAACGAGACGCUUAAGCAGAGACUGGCCAAUGAGGAGGAGCGAUUCAGGAUCCAGAUGGUAGAGAGGGCCAUGGAGGUGACAGAGCUGAAGGAGAAUCUGGCUCAGGCCCUCAGAGAGAAGAAUCAACUCAAGGAGGAGCUGCAGCAGUGUCAGGGCCGACAGAGGGAGCAGGAGGCUGAUGGUCAGGUGUCAGAGGUCAAACAGCCUGUGUUGCUGCGCUACCCACUUCCCUACCCCCAGGACCCCUCCCCACCCCCCCUGGUACCCCAGAGACCUGCAGAGCUGCAGUACGGGAACCCCUACUCCACCGACAACACUCGAGACGGCGCCCUGUCCCCAGAGCAGAUCCUGAGGCCCCUGGUGCAUGUGCCCCUCCGGCCACCUCCCCGACCCCGCGUGCAGGUGCAGACUGGGAGAGAGAUGUGGUCUGCAUCCAGCCCUCCUCCUCACGAAGCAUGAGCCCCCCUGACGGACUGGAACACACAUCCUCACCUCAAACAUUAGGGAGGGAAAUGCAAAACUGAGUUAGAUCAAUGUAUAGGGCUGACUUGUUCUGUUCCCUUAUUGGGAGGACAUCACACAUCCUGUAGCUCUAUUAAACUGAGGAGAGAGCCGUGUGUCUCUAUACUGUAGGUCGGUGAUGGGGAGCAGCAUGCCUGCAAUCAUCAGACCAGCAGCGGACUUACCGCCAACAGGGGCAACUUCUGUUUCAACCCCAGUGGUGAGGUUCACAAGUGCUGUCCGUUGUGCGAGGUGAUCUUCCCGCCCCACUUUGAGUAGCGUAGCUUUGAGCAGCACGUGGAGAGCCACUGGAAGGUGUGUCCCGUGUGCUCUGAGCAGUUCCCCCUCCACUGCCAUCAGCAGCUCUUCCAGAAGCACAUGCUCACACACUUUGACGGCCAUGUGCUAAACUUCGCCAACAUGGAGUAGCAGGGCAGAUGGGGGAGUGUGUGUGAAAGGGAAGGUUUGGAUUAAGGGAGGUAAAGAAGAAUAAAGGAACCUUUACUCAAAUGGGGGUCGAGAUGAUUUCAUUCAAGAAGGGAGAUUCCAAAUCAAGAUGAGAGAAAUCAUUGGGGGUAAAUUGCACUUUGUUGUAAAUUGAAAUGGAAUUAACUCCAGCCUUGGCCUCACACACUUCCACGAGAACAUGCUACAUUUAAAAACAUCAAGGAGUGUGUGUAUGACUUUCUACAAGGGGGAGUUUGUCAGUUUAGGGAAAUUACAACAACAAAAAAUAUUUUGCGUGAGGUUUCGGAGCCUUGGAGCUCUUUGAUUUUGUCCCAUGUUGAUGAUAUCAUCACUGGAUGUGUUUAGUAUCUGUAGGAUUCAUCUGCGUUAAUCAGCCAGUCAAUAGUGCCUACUUUACAAGACUCUGUAGCCACAUGUAGAAACAGGUGACAUCCAGGGAUGUGAGGGAGAGUAGGAGCACGUUGCCCCUAGACACUAAUGGUCAGUUUUGCAUUUCCCCUCUAAUGGUUAAGGUUAGGAUUUGGUUUACCUGAACCUAGAUCUGUGGAAACUUAGGAUCUUGGGAGGAGAUAUGUGGUCUUGAAGCACCUCCAGCCCAAUGUAAUGUAAAGUAUGAGUCAAACUCUUUGUCAGCAAAAGACAUCAGACGGUUAAAAAAUAAUUACUACUAUUGUUUGAAUUUGACUGCUCUAAAAAUACUUUAUUAUUCUGAAUGUGUGUGUGUGUAUAACUGGGUGGUUCAAGCCCUGAAUGCUGAUUGGCUGACAGCUGUGCUAUAUUAGACCGUAUACCACAGGUAUGGCAAAACAACUAUUUUUACUGCUCUAAUUGCAUUGAUAACCAGUUUAUAAUAGCAAUAAGGCACCUCUUGAGAUUGUGAUGUAUGACCAAUAUACCACGGCUAAGGGCUGUGUCCAGGCACUCCGCGUUGCGUAUAAAGAACUGCCCUUAGUCGUGGUAUAUUGGCCAUAUACCACACCCCUUCGGGCCUUAUUGCUGAAAUAAAAAAAUAUAUAUGAGAAGUAGAACUAUUUCAAUUGCUGUUGUGACAAUGUACUCCCACAUGUUUUAGUCAUGACAGAUUGCUGUUUUACUUCCUGGUCUCCAUUCAUUGGAUAGGCUGACAUUCCGCUUCGGUUGAUUGGAGGGAAGGUAACUGGAAAUAUGAACGCUAUAGAAAACUACUGUACUCUUGGCUAUGGACUCUUUCACCGUGUUAAGAUUCUAACUUUUGCCAUCUUUACCUCCUGUUUGGGUCAAAGUAAGUUUCUUGUGCGCGUGUCUCUGACAGUAGAUGACAGGAAUCAGUCUGAGAUUUUACUGUUCUUUCAAUGUGACCACAGUGCUGUACUUUUGGCUUCAAAAGUUGCAUACGUGUGUCUUUUAUGUCCAAAUGCGGCCCUUUGAAAGUGUGUGUGUGUGUAGGUUUGUAUGUGAGCAUUAAAAAUAAAGUACGCUUGUCAAAUGGA
Molecule: messenger RNA, 6185 nt
Organism: Oncorhynchus keta (chum salmon)
Lineage: Eukaryota; Metazoa; Chordata; Actinopteri; Salmoniformes; Salmonidae
Exons: 12
Coding region: 1-4206 (1401 amino acids)
Source: RefSeq, a predicted model, not a curated record